CAUUUUGUGGCCCGCUAUGGCGGCGGUGUUGAGAUUGGGUCCGGGAUGCGAGGCCUUUGACUGAAGGGGUAGGUCAAGUGGCGGUAUCAGGGACGUCGCGUGGCACAGAAGAGGACCAGCCUGGACGCGGGGGACGCUGUCAUGUACGGCGCGGGCGGGGGCCGCGCCAAACCCGAGAGGAAAAGCGGCGCGAAGGAGGAGGCCGGGCCAGGCGGUGCCGGCGCUGGGGGCAGCCGAGUGGAGCUCUUGGUUUUCGGCUAUGCCUGCAAGCUGUUCCGGGACGACGAGCGGGCCCUGGCUCAGGAACAGGGACAGCACCUCAUCCCGUGGAUGGGGGACCACAAGAUCCUCAUCGACAGAUAUGAUGGACGUGGUCACCUGCAUGACCUUUCUGAGUAUGAUGCUGAGUAUUCCACGUGGAACAGAGAUUAUCAGCUGUCUGAAGAGGAGGCGCGAAUAGAGGCCCUGUGUGAUGAAGAGAGGUAUUUAGCCUUGCAUACGGACUUGCUUGAGGAGGAGGCAAGGCAAGAGGAAGAAUACAAGCGAUUGAGUGAAGCCCUAGCAGAGGAUGGGAGCUACAAUGCCGUGGGGUUCACUUACGGUAGCGACUAUUACGACCCGUCAGAGCCGACGGAGGAGGAGGAGCCUUCCAAACAGAGAGAAAAAAAUGAGGCUGAAAAUUUAGAGGAAAAUGAAGAGCCCUUCGUUGCCCCCUUAGGAUUGAGCGUCCCAUCUGACGUGGAGCUGCCACCAACCGCUAAAAUGCACGCCAUCAUCGAGCGCACGGCCAGCUUCGUGUGCAGGCAGGGAGCACAGUUUGAGAUCAUGCUGAAGGCCAAGCAGGCCCGGAACUCCCAGUUCGACUUUCUGCGCUUCGACCACUACCUCAACCCCUACUAUAAGUUCAUCCAGAAAGCCAUGAAAGAGGGACGCUACACCGUCCUGGCAGAAAACAAAAGUGACGAGAAAAAAAAAUCAGGAGUCAGCUCUGACAAUGAAGAUGAUGAUGAUGAAGAAGAUGGGAAUUACCUGCAUCCCUCUCUCUUUGCCUCCAAGAAGUGUAACCGCCUUGAAGAGCUGAUGAAGCCCUUGAAGGUAGUGGACCCAGAUCAUCCCCUCGCAGCACUUGUUCGUAAGGCACAGGCUGACAGUUCCACUCCCACCCCACACAACGCAGAUGGUGCGCCUGUGCAGCCCUCCCAGGUGGAGUACACGGCAGACUCGACUGUGGCAGCCAUGUAUUAUAGCUACUACAUGCUACCGGACGGCACUUACUGCCUGGCGCCGCCCCCUCCCGGAAUCGACGUGGCCACUUACUACAGCACCCUUCCUGCUGGCGUGACCGUGUCUAACUCCCCCGGAGUGACGACCACCGCCCCACCACCUCCUGGGACCACACCACCGCCACCCCCAACCACAGCAGAGACAAGCAGCGGGGCCACCUCCACAACCACCACCACAAGUGCACUUGCCCCCGUGGCCGCCAUCAUCCCCCCGCCCCCCGACGUCCAGCCCGUGAUUGACAAGCUGGCCGAGUAUGUCGCCAGGAACGGCCUGAAGUUCGAGACCAGUGUUCGUGCCAAGAAUGAUCAAAGAUUUGAGUUCCUGCAGCCGUGGCACCAGUAUAAUGCCUAUUAUGAGUUUAAGAAGCAGUUCUUCCUCCAGAAAGAAGGGGGCGAUAGCACGCAGGCUGUGUCUGCACCAGAAGAGGCUGCCACAGACUCUGCUCCCGAGAAGCCAAGUGACGCUGGGGAGGAUGGCGCGCCUGAAGACGCAGCCGAGGUGGGAGCACGGGCAGGCUCAGGCGGGAAGAAGGAGGCAUCGUCCAGUAAGAGCGUCCCGGACGGGAAGCUGGUGAAAGCUUCCUUUGCUCCAAUAAGCUUUGCAAUCAAGGCCAAAGAAAAUGAUCUGCUUCCCCUGGAAAAAAAUCGUGUUAAGCUAGAUGAUGACAGUGAUGAUGAUGAAGAAAGCCAAGAAGGCCAAGAAAGUUCUAGUAGUGCUGCAAACACUAACCCAGCAGCUGCCCCACCCUGUGUAGUUGUUGAGGAGAAGAAGCCUCAACUUACCCAGGAGGAGCUAGAAGCAAAGCAAGCAAAGCAAAAGCUGGAAGAUCGCCUUGCGGCUGCUGCCCGGGAAAAGCUGGCCCAGGCGUCUAAGGAGUCAAAAGAGAAACAGCUUCAAGCAGAACGUAAAAGGAAAGCGGCGUUAUUUUUACAGACCCUCAAAAAUCCUCUGCCGGAAGCAGAAGCUGGGAAAAUUGAGGAGAGUCCUUUCAGCAUCGAGGAAUCCAGCACUACGCCCUGCCCUCUACUGACUGGAGGCAGACCUCUGCCUACUUUAGAAGUUAAACCACCCGAUAGGCCUUCGAGCAAAAGCAAAGAUCCACCAAGAGAAGAAGAGAAAGAAAAGAAAAAGAAAAAGCACAAAAAGAGAUCUCGAACAAGAUCGCGUUCUCCCAAGUACCAUUCGUCAUCCAAGUCCAGGUCUAGAUCACACUCAAAAGCAAAGCAUUCUCUUCCCAGUGCCUAUCGGACAGUGCGGCGGUCGAGAGCCACAGCCUCCCCAGGGACGCUGCGCGCGGAGCCCUGUCAGAGCAGCACGUCAGUGACAGCGGCAGCCGAGCCAGGAAGUUAUCAGGCAGCCUCGACCACCACCAGAUUUGACUCCGCGAGCUCUUUUGAGGGAAAACCUGGUAAAACGUCAAGGUCCCGCUCCCGGUCCCCUCGGAGGAGAGCCCACUCCCCUGAGAGACGGAGGGAAGAGAGGAGUGUGCCCACUGCCUACCGCGUGAGCAGCAGCCCCGGGGCCAGCAGGAAGCGGACCCGCUCCAGAAGUCCCCACGAGAAGAAGAAGAAGAGGCGGUCCCGGUCGCGGACCAAGUCCAAGGCCAGGUCUCAGUCGGUGUCACCCAGCAAGCAGGCAGCUCCCCGGCCCGCGGCCCCCUCGGCCCACUCGGCCAGCGUCUCCCCUGUGGAGAGUCGGGGCUCCAGCCAGGAGCGCUCCAGGGGAGUCUCUCAGGAAAAAGAAGCGCAGAUCUCUUCAGCAAUCGUUUCUUCCGUGCAGAGCAAAAUCACUCAGGAUCUCAUGGCCAAAGUCAGAGCGAUGCUUGCAGCUUCCAAAAACCUGCAAACCAGCGCCUCCUGAGACGGGGCCAGCGGAGGCAGAGCCGGGAGGCUGCGUGGGCUUCUGGGCAGGCUCACGCGGACGCUGGCCACACCAUCCACCUGGCCGCCUCCGUGGACCCUUGGUGGCUUUUGUAAAUUAAUUUUUGAUGACAUUUUAAGUUUUAAGAUUUCUGACCAGCAGUCUCUUACCUGUAUAUUUGUAAAUAUAUCAUGUUUCUGUGAAAAUGUAUUAUGAAAUAAAAUGGGAGGAAACACCUUUUCUAGCUAGA
Nomascus leucogenys (northern white-cheeked gibbon) is the source of this 3394-nucleotide messenger RNA. RefSeq names its product splicing factor SWAP (gene SFSWAP). NCBI's taxonomy places the organism in Eukaryota, Metazoa, Chordata, Mammalia, Primates, Hylobatidae. Gene Ontology annotation, molecular function: RNA binding. Gene Ontology annotation, biological process: mRNA 5'-splice site recognition; RNA processing. The record is from RefSeq and is a predicted model, not a curated record.